UCUGAAUCAGUGACAGGAAGCGGAAAUAAUAGAAAGUAAACGACGCUUGGCGGGACUGGCGAAGCUGUUGGCGCCACUGCACUGAGACAAGUCACUUUGUUCAGUCUUUGAAAGGAGCAGCAUUGUCCAGCGUAAACUGUCUGAAAAAAAUUUGCUUAUUCGCAGACAUGAUGAAGUUGACUGAAGGAGCGAUAGAGGCUCUGUCGAGUGGAAAUGGUGGAAAUGACGCGGUGCUUCAAUUGGUGAACAUUCGAAAGAUCGAAGGUGGAAGCGGUCCUGUUCGCUUUCGGGUAAUGCUGAGUGAUGGACGACACACCAUGUCCUCUUUCAUGCUCUGCACUCAGCUCAACUGCAUGGCAGAAGAUAACCGACUGGCCCCGAAUUGUGUCUGUCUUCUCAAGAGACAUGUGACCAACAUUCUGAAGGAUGGACGACGUGUGGUGAUCAUCUUGGAGAUUGAAGUCCUCAAGCCUGCUGAGGAAGUAAACGGCCGUAUCGGUGACCCCACACCUUACAGUGAUGGCCAGAGUAAAGCCCCCCAACAGGCUGCCCCGGCCCCUGCCAACCGCCCUCCACUGCAACCUCAAACUGGAAAUAAUGUGAACCGAGUUGUCAGCAAAGAAUUUGGGAAGAAGCCCUCUAUGCCUGGGACCCCAGGGGGUUCCUCCAAAGUUGUGCCCAUCGCCAGCCUCAACCCGUACCUGUCGAAGUGGACCAUUCGUGUGCGCGUCACCAACAAGAGUAGCAUCCGUACAUGGAGCAACUCGCGCGGCGAUGGCAAACUUUUCUCCAUGGAGCUUGUGGACGAGAGCGGCGAGAUAAGAGUGACCGGGUUCAACCAAGAGGUGGACACAUUCUACACACUUAUUGAAGUUGGCAAGGUUUACUAUGUCUCCAAGGGCACCCUGAAGGUUGCCAACAAGCAGUACACCUCUGUGAAGAAUGACUACGAAAUUACGCUGAAUGGAGAGACUUCCAUCAUUCCAUGUGAAGACAACUGCAAUGUUCCCAUGGUGCAGUGUGACUUUAUCUCAAUCGCAGACCUGGAGAAAACUGAGAAGGAUGCCACCGUGGAUGUCAUUGGCGUGUGCAAGAGCGUGGAGGAGGUGACCCGCCUCACCACCAAAUCGAACCGUGACGUCUCCAAGAGGACACUCAGCCUGAUGGACGCAUCUGGCAAGUUUGUGACUGUCACGUUGUGGGGAGAAGAAGCAGAGAAGUUUGACGGCUCUGCUCAGCCUAUUGUGGCCAUUAAGGGAGCAAAGGUCUCUGACUUCGGUGGCCGCUCUCUCUCGGCAUCCUUCAGCAGCACCCUGAUGAUCAACCCAGACAUCCCCGAGGCAUACAAGCUCAGAGGCUGGUAUGACAAGGAAGGCCAUACCAUGGAAGGACAGUCUCUGACGGAAAUGAAAGGUGGCAUUGGUGGAGGAAACACCAACUGGAAGACUCUAUCCGACGUGAAGACGGAGCACCUGGGCCAUGGACAGAAGGCUGACUACUACACAUGCAUCGCCACCAUUGUGUACCUCCGCAAGGAAAACUGCCUGUACCAGGCCUGUCCGAGCCAAGACUGCAACAAGAAAGUGGUGGACCAGCAGAAUGGGAUGUUCCGCUGCGAAAAGUGUGACAAAGAGUUUCCCAACUUCAAAUACCGCCUCAUCCUGUCUGCCAAUAUUUCAGAUUACGUCGACAACCAGUGGGUGACCUGCUUCCAAGAGAGCGCAGAGGCCAUUUUGGGCCAGAACGCAGCUUAUCUGGGACAGCUGAAGGACUCUAAUGAAACUGCCUUUGAUGAGAUCUUCCAGAAUGCCAACUUCAGCACAUUUGUGUUCCGCAACAGAGUGAAGCUUGAAACGUAUAACGAUGAAUCCAGGAUCAAGGCAACGGUGAUGGACGUGAAGCCUGUCGACCACAAGGACUACUGCAAGAGGUUGCUCAUGAACAUCAGGAAAAUACAAGCCAACAAAUUAUGUGUGUAGCUCAUAUAUUUUGAUUUCUCCAGUAUUUCCUUGUGAGUAUCCUCUUGACACUGAAAAUUGUGCCGGUCUUUGGCAAAAAAGCUGCGAUGAUUUUGCAAACAUCUUUCUCUGAACAGAACAAACACUUCUAUUGUAAUGUGGCCAUGCGUGUAAGUCUGGGUCAGCGAGUCACAAAAGACAUCAGCAGCGCGUCUUGUCUUAAGUCAGCCAGUUGUGACUUCAUGCACUGUGGUUGUGGAAUACAAUUUACCCCUUUUUUUUUUUUUUUUUUGCAUUGUGACACGCGCUGCAAGUUGCUGGACUGGACCUGCAGAGCCACGAUAAGUCUGUUUAUACUCUAUUUUCAUUUUCCUCCCGCUCUCUUACUUCCAAGCGCAUUGCAGAGGAAAUGCUCUUCUAUUUAAGCAGGUCGCAAGUGUUUUUGUAACAGUUUUUCUGUUCUCCAUUUGAAUCUUUGACUUCUGUUUGUGAUAAUUACGUUACUAUUUGCGAUUAUAUUUGUAUUCUAACGUGACUAAAAUAAAAACACAUGUGGGUUAUUGGUUCUCAUGACAUGUUUAGCGGAUGUAUGUCUGCUAUUUGACAGUUCCUCAAAGGACCCGACACCUCAACGCAGCAGCUGGCUGCAUCCAUUGACCCGUGCGGAGGUGGACACUUUGAAUUGUAACAACUUGGUUCCGUUCACUGCAGACGUGCUUUGCUUAUUUGAGAUAUUUUUCCACCUUUACAACCACUUUCCGUGUCAAGUUGCAGCAAUUUUCAGCAACUCUGACCGUAGUGGAUUACAUUUCAGCGUUAUUUACACAUGGCGGCUCUUGGAGAACUACUCAUGCCACUUCCAUCUGUCAUCUGGGUUUUAUAUUUUGAUUGCGAGAAAUAAUUGUCGAUCAGAGGAAAUGUGUGUAACUGACUGAACUGCCUUGCUUAUUCAGUAGUGGUGUUUGCUCACAUUAGCAGCAAAUGAGCACAGCUAAAUGGCUGUUUUGUGAGAAUGUAUGCCUACUGUAAUACAGUGUCAAUUGAAUUUAGUAAAUGUAAAUUUACAUUUAGUAAUAAUUUCAGAUAAGCAUAGUAAUUGACAGGUUUAACAGCCGUUUGUUAGGUCUGCAAAUGUGUACAUGACAGGUGAAAUAUUAAUACAUUAUAAUAAAUUGUAGUUUUACACCCCUGCAACCUAAAACCACAAUAAUACACAUUAUGCUUCACUGCUCUUGGAAAACUGAAGGUCCUCCUGGCAAAAGUUAAACACACAUUUGGACUUUGCCUGUAAGUUUCAGUAAAUACGACCCCCGAAAAGCAGUUAUACUGUCCUAAAGGACAUUUAGUGAUGCAGAUCAGGAGAGGAAGAAAUGACGAUGCACAAACAGUAGAGAGUGGAGGAUUUUUAAAGUGAGGCAGCUAAAGAAAAAUAAAGCAAAACUUUUUUGUUGUUGUUCCUGUUCCUCACUUUGGGUGAGAGGCGGGGUACACCCUGGACUGGUCGCCAGUUACCCCAACAUGUAUGUUUCUUUGGAAUGUGGGAGGAACGCACGGGCAGAACAUGAAAACGCCACACAGAGAUGCUCAAGCGCAGAUUAGAAUAUACAUUAACAUUAGCCAAUGACGACACAACCAAACACAAAAUGCAGUUUUUAAAUGAAACCUUUUGUUGAAGCGAUAUCUUGGAUUUUUUUGUCAUGAGGUUGUAUGCCUUCCCCAUCAGCAGUGUACUACAGCAACAGUGACUUACCCCCCAGUUGGUGCUGUGAGUUCAGUUCAGGUUGGAGAGCCGUGACAAGGAACGUAGUUCCGCUGAGUUGCUGCGGCCAUCUGAGUGAAGAGUUGAACUUCUCAAAACAACAAAAGAAUAAUACAUUUGCGUCACGAAAAUGCCUCCUCAAAAAAAUUCGACUUCACAAAACACUCGCCGUUAUAUUUGUCUCCCCGAGUGUCCCUCGUUGCCUUUGUAUUCAUGUGUAUGUGAUGAAGACGCUCGCGGUAAUGCCACUCUUCCUCCGCAACAAAGCGCCGCGGCCAUCUUGUUUACAUACAUGUGUUCCACAGCGGAAGAAGACGCAAGCAGCACGACACGGGGGUGACGGUCUGCCUUCCGAGGCAGCCCACCACCACAGCUUCAAAAACAUCCUCGGGGAAACCCUGCAUCCCUAUAUCGUAUAAAACCGAUUCCUAUAGGACGUUCAAAGUUCAUGUCUGGCGAUUGGUGGACAAUAGUGAUUCCAGUCUAACGUUGCUCCACGAUUGCUCCCCUACUGUGCUCACUCACAGACAGUCAGUCGUCACACUGUGCUCAUAGUCUGUCAGCUAUUGUAUGUGACCUUGCUCUCUGCUGCUGCUGCUGCUUGUUAAGCAGUGAUUUGUCUUAGGACAAGUGAGUCCCAGCAGGCCCUCACAAUGUGUGCACACCUGACACGCAUGGAGCUGAACAGCCAGGCGGACCACUCCUGGGGCACUGCUGUAAUGAAUGGGCCUACCAUUGUUUGUGUUUGUCAAGAUUCAUGGGUACUGCUCCUAUGGGCCAGUGGUAUUUGCUUAUGAGGGCAUGCAGCAGUCCAAGCAGGGGAUUUUGUGUUGACCGACACAGCAUGGCUUGUCUUUAUCGACAGUACUGAUGAGACUUGUGCAAUUGUCGGACAUGUGGAAAAGUCGAAGUAAGAGCAGACGAUCGCAUGAUAGUGCAGGCGGAUCUUUAAAAAUUAAUAUUGCAAUUUAACCACAUUUUAUUAAAUAGUAUCGUAACACUGUUUUAAUUUAGAAAGGCUCUAUGAUUUAAGUAGGAUUUCAACAAAUGUUAAGCUAGGCAUAUUCAAAUACUAUUGGAUAGUUGGUGAGAAUACGGAUCCUUGCAGCUCUUUUCUUUGCCUCAGUCGCCGAAAGUUAAAGUUUGGAUUUUUUGACAUGAAGUCGUAUGACAUCCCCAUCAACAGCGACUAGACCCCCUACUUGGUCUCCUAAGUCCAGUUCUGGUCAGAGUUUGGUGAUGAAUGUAGUUGCUGGGGUUUCACAAGUAAGGAGUUUGGCUUCUCAAAACAAUAUGCGUUCAAAAGAGUAAUACAUUUGCAUCACAAAAAUGCCUGUUUGAAAAAAAUCAGACCUCACAAAUCGCUCGGCAUUAUAAAUGUCUCCCGGCGUAUCCCUGCACACUGUCUCGUCUCCUUUCUUGUGUACGUGACGAAGACGCUGUUGUUGAUACACUACACUGCUGAUGUCAUACGACUUCAUGUCAACAAAUGCGAACUAUCCCAUUAAAUAUAAAGUGCCAGGAAUGCACAAUGAUCUCCAAGAAAGAAAGAAAGAUGGAUUUAGCUGUGCUUUACGUGGGUAUACAGUCGUCAUCCCUCGCCAUUUCACGGUUUGCAGCUUCAUUCAAUCACAGUUUUUCAAAAUAUUAUAUAUCGCUGUUCGUAAUUGACAACGGCCUAUUCGUCAGAAUUAUGCAUAUUUAUGCAAUUUUUUUAUUUAUUCUUGGCCUAAAUGAAGCAUUUUCAAGCAUAAAAAUGACUAAAUGAAUGAAAAUACAAAUAUAAGGCAUUCAGAAGUCUCAUUCAAAGACGUGAUAUGUGGGAUUCUACACUGGUCACUUGGUGUCAGUACGUUUACACUGAUGAGCCAAUAGUCACUGCAGUCCAGAAAAAAACAAGGAACUCUCCCAAUGCCAAUGUGUGAGUAUCUGUUAUGUCUAUAAUGUCUUAUUUUGUCUUAUUGUGUUUACUACUGUACUGUAUAUUGGGGGCAAAGGUGUCUUUAGGGCUGUUAUUUCAUGUCUAGAGGGCUCUGUUAUUUAUUUAUAACACGUAUUUAGAAGGUCGUAAACAGGUUUUCUAUGCUCUAACUAUGAAAAUAUUCCGUUUAUAAAUAAUUACUACUUCGCAGAAAUUCAGUUUCACGGUUGGGCCAAUAAAAUGAUAAAAAAAGGGAUUCAUGUAACGCAUGUUUUUAGUUAAUAGUCUGUUUGGUGAUGGUUAUUUAGGUUUUCAUGGCAUUUCCCAUUAUAUUGAUGAUCCAUCCAUCUUUUUUCUGUCCCACCUGUCCUCUUUAGGGUCAAUUAUAGUCCUAGGCGACAUCCUGGACUGGUCACCAGUCAAUCACAGGGCACAUGUAGAUAACCAUUCACAUGUUAUGCAUGUUCCAGCGGAGAUUCAAGCCCCGAUCUCCUGACUAUGAGACAGACGUGCCAACUAGAGAUGCUUAAUAUUAGGACUGUAGAUUAUGCUUCUUUUACUGUGAUGCCAAUUUGUUUUAACCAUUUUGUCUCAACAGAAUAGUCAUUCUUUUUAAAAUCAUGACCAAUAGUCAACUAUUUUAACACGUCCCAUUACCAACCCCAACGAUACCAUUUGGAAAGCUGCACAUUUCUAUGUGGCACAAACAUCUGUACAAGAACAAAGUGUAAAAGUAUGAAACGCUGGACUAAUACAACCAGUAAAAUGACACUCCCCUGUCAUAAUACCACUUUACAGUCAUUGCAAAUGAGGCGAAACUUGGAAAUAAUUAGAGACUGCGGACAUACUGAACUAGCAAGUUGCUCUGUGGAGCGAGGUCUCACUCGUGCGUUAAUACCGGCAGCAAAAAAAAACUACAGAAAUGAUCCCAUAUCUCAUUUUUAUGCCAAUAUUGGCCAUCCCGAGUGCCAACCACUACUUCGCUGUGCCGCCUUAGUUUUUAUUUCACUAAUAUUGAAAAAGAUUGAUUUUGUCUUCAAAAUAUUUUAUGAAAAGAGGUCUUCUAUUUGGGUCAAUACGGUAACUGCAAGGUAAAUGCGAGGCUAACAAGAGGAAUGUUUUUCAAUUGAAAUAUGUAACACGGGCCAGAGUUAAAAUAUCAUGUGUGUGCGUUGAUUUCAGGUACAUCUGUGUGAUCUAGUGUGUGUCUUCAGUCUAAUUUCCAUAUGGAUGAAUGAUGAUAGUAGCAGGACAUGUCCUGCAGCCGUUUUAUUUUUUAGAAGACCGGAAUCAGCACCACAGGGGCGUCCUGAAUGGUGCCAGUAGAAUAAUUUUCACAUCCUCAUUACAUUGAAGAAGGGAAAGAAAUAAAUAAAAGAGCACACAUCAAAGGUUUAGCACUACCAGAGUAGAAAUUACUAUUCCUCGUAUGGUGUCCAAUAUGAAAAUAACUUUGAAGUUUCGGUGUUAGUCUUUUGUAAAUCCCCACAAAGGAACUGACGAGAUCUGCAGGUCGUCAUUGUGCGCGUACACCCGUGCGGGUGACCUUGUCUAAGGUAGGUUUACUUUCAUUCGGUUGCUCUGUGUUCUCGUCAGUGGGGUAUUCAGGGUUGAUGCAAGCGUAAAAAAACAUGUAAUUAGACUGCGAGCUCCUUGACUUGGUGAUAACCUGACAGUUUAUUAGGUAUACAGUUGUCCCUCGCUACGUCGCCGUUCGAAUUUUGCGGCUUCACUCUAGCAGUUUUUCCAAAAUAUAUUAAUUCAUAAAUCAUGCUGUUUUGUGGUUGAAUACGGCCUAUUGGUAAAAAAAAAAAAAAAAAAAAAAAAGCAUGCAUAGUUAAGCAAAUUGCACCUAUUUUGUUGCCUAAAUGAAGCAUUUUCAAGCAUAAAAAUGGCAAACUGAACUAAAAUACAAAUGUAAGGCAUUAAGUAGACGCAUUCAGAUUGUGGUAUGCAGUAUUCAACACUGGUCACUAGAUGUCAGCAGAUGAAACGUACAAGCGCCGAAGACUUGAUCACCGGAACGACAGGAUUUUAUUGCAGUUUUGAAUCUCACAAAAAAAAAAAAAUCUCACAACAGGCACAAGAAUCAAAACAUAAAAACUUUAACGAUAGCACGGGCUACUGUUGCGGCCGUAAUCCAGUUUAAACUCAACUCUGAACUCCCAACAUCACAUCCCGUCUACACGCCCGGAACGCAUUUAUUGCAGCACACACGAGCAUUUGUCUUAAAUGGCUUAUUUUCUCAGAUGAUGUCUACUGUAUUGCGUAAUAUGAGUGUAAGGAUGACUACGGGGUGGUGUUUCAUGUCUCCAGGUUCCAUAUUUAGACGGUCGUUAGCAGGUUUUAUAUGCUCUAUGAAAAUAUUACAUUUUAUAAAUAAGGAAUUCUACUUAAAUUUGACGGGUCUGGAACCGAUUAAACGCGAUAAACGAGAGAUUACUGUGCUUCCAUAACAUUAAUGGCCGUCUUGCAACAUGUCCUCGAGGGUUAUGGUGUUAUAUAUUCUACUAAUAUUUUAUAUCUAUACCAUAAAUAUUUAUUAGAAAGGCCAAAUGCAUUUUCAUGAACAUUAUUUUGUAAUAAUUUUCGCAAAUUGCUAAUUAUGCUUCAAUGUUAUAUUCUGUACUGUGCAAUACUAGCGUAAUCGUUUUAAUGAGCUUUUUCCACAGCAGUCAUUCUGAAAUAGUAAACGAUAAAUGAAAGGAGGAAAACAAUUUGAAGCAAUCUUUGCAGAGCGAGGUGGAACUAUGGAGAGGAAUGCACGGAUGUGUGUGAAUUUGAAAGCAACAAAAAGAUUUGCAAGCAAAAUAAAAAAAAGUUUUUUACCAAAAUUAUUCAAAGGCUGCUUUUGUUUUGCCAACUCUACAUUUGGUUCGUGUUUCCUGAUCUUUUCUUUGU
Molecule: messenger RNA, 8539 nt
Organism: Dunckerocampus dactyliophorus (ringed pipefish)
Lineage: Eukaryota; Metazoa; Chordata; Actinopteri; Syngnathiformes; Syngnathidae
Gene: rpa1
Product: replication protein A1
Exons: 17
Coding region: 168-1979 (603 amino acids)
Biological process (GO): telomere maintenance via telomerase; nucleotide-excision repair; double-strand break repair via homologous recombination
Cellular component (GO): nucleus; DNA replication factor A complex
Molecular function (GO): damaged DNA binding; single-stranded telomeric DNA binding
Source: RefSeq, a predicted model, not a curated record